This is a messenger RNA of Cervus elaphus (red deer), 700 nucleotides long. RefSeq names its product fatty acid binding protein 6 (gene FABP6). The transcript is spliced from 4 exons. Bases 314 to 700 code for a protein of 128 amino acids. NCBI's taxonomy places the organism in Eukaryota, Metazoa, Chordata, Mammalia, Artiodactyla, Cervidae. Gene Ontology annotation, molecular function: fatty acid binding. Gene Ontology annotation, biological process: fatty acid transport. The record is from RefSeq and is a predicted model, not a curated record. Gene Ontology annotation, cellular component: cytosol; nucleus.
AGGAGGGCUGGGCAGAGAUGGAUGACCACUCAAAUCCUGCAGCAGAGCCAUCCCUAGCCUUGCCAAUGGCAAUGGGAUUCCAGCCAGCAAGUCCCCAGGUGAAUAACCUCAGGGUUUCUGCUCCUCCACGUCCUGCCCACAUCAUAAAAUUGCAAGUUCUUCCUCUUCAGGGGUGGGAAGGAGAAGUGGGGUGACUUUGGGGCUGAGUCUCAGCAUCCAGGAGGGUUUAUAAGCUGAGGCAUCAGGCCCCUCAGCACCACAGCUUUUCCUUCUCAUCCUUUCUUUGCUCCUGAGGCUCCAGCUCUUCAGCAGCAUGGCCUUCACCGGCAAGUAUGAGAUUGAGAGCGAGAAGAACUACGAUGAUUUCAUGAAGCGCCUGGGGCUCUCCAGCGACACGAUUGAAAAGGGCCGCAAUUUCAAGGUCAUCUCGGAGAUAAAGCAGGACGGGCAGAACUUCACCUGGUCCCAGCACUACCCUGGGGGCCACUCCAUUUCCAACAGUUUCACCAUUGGCAAGGAGACCGAGAUGGAGACUGUGGGAAACAAGAAGUUCAAGGUCUCCGUGAAGAUGGAGGGUGGGAAGGUGGUUGUGGACUCCCCCCACUACCACCACACUGCGGAGAUUGUGGAUGGCAAGCUGGUGGAGGUCUCCACCUUUGGAGGCGUGAUCUAUGAGCGCGUGAGCAAGAAGGUGGCCUAA